This is a messenger RNA of Ambispora gerdemannii, 1188 nucleotides long. The record is from the annotation of a GenBank genome assembly. NCBI's taxonomy places the organism in Eukaryota, Fungi, Glomeromycota, Glomeromycetes, Archaeosporales, Ambisporaceae.
AUGUUAGAACCAGAAGAACGUGAUCAUCAAAUACGAAGAAAAUACAACAAGACUAAAAAGAUUGGAGAGGGUACUUAUGCCGAUGUCUUUGAAGGCACAGAAAUAGCGACCGGAAGAAAAGUCGCCAUCAAGAAAAUAAAAUUAGGUAAAUCUCAAGCUGGCGGAGCAAACGGGAUAGAAUUGUCUGCUGUUCGAGAAAUAAAGGCAUUGCGUGAACUGCACCAUCCGAACGUGAUCGAACUGUUGGACUGUUACUCAUACCGAGGAAACUUGAACCUUGUGCUCGAGUACCUCGAUUCUGAUCUUGAGAUGAUAAUCAAGGAUAAAACGGUGAUCUUUGAAUCGGGUCACGUAAAAAGUUGGAUGUUGAUGACACUUCGAGGCCUAGAUCAUAUUCACCGAAACUGGAUAAUUCACCGGGACAUGAAACCAAAUAACUUACUAGUCGCGCCGGACGGACAACUGAAAAUCGCAGAUUUCGGUCUAGCACGCGACUACGGCGACGGUCAAGAAAAGAACAUGUCUAGCCAAGUUGUCACUCUAUGGUAUCGCGCCCCAGAACUGAUAUUAGGGACGCAACAAUAUGGAACGGCUGUUGACAUCUGGUCUGUUGGUUGUAUUUUUGCAGAAUUGAUGUUACGCGUGCCGUUGUUCGCCGAUGAGAGUGAGUUUGUGGUGUUGGAUAAGAUGUUUCAGGCGUUGGGUACGCCGUCGGAGGAAGAUUGGCCGGGAAUGUCGCUACUGCCUAAAACUUUUAAAUUCAAAAAAUAUCCAAAACCGCCACAUCUAUUUCAAGCUGCCACCAAAGCAGCAAUAGAACUUAUUGACAAGAUGUUGGCUUUUGAUCCGAACAAACGAGUGACUGCGAAAGAGGCACUAAGUCACACGUAUUUCAAAGCAAAGCCGUAUCCAACACAUCCAUCAAAGCUACCAAAAUACUCGCGUCCAAAAUCUGAUGACAAACACAAAACAUCGGUUCACUAUUACUCCUCAUCCGAGGGCUCGGCAACUUCCUCACCUGUCCUUGCUGUCCCCGGCGGAGGCGGAGCAGGACCAGCCUCAUCGUCAGUCGAGCCGUCUUCAUCGUCCUCGUCACAACAAUUAUCGUCCGUUCGAAAGAAUAAGCGAAAAGCUGAGGAUCUAGGUAACGACAACCACUCUCAAAAGAAGAUGCAUGGUUCCUCCUAA